ACUCGGUAGUGUUUGAGGCUCAGUCCACUGCGUGAGUGAAAGCAGUAAAUCCCGAUCACUGUGUCGCUUCACAUCGCGUGAAAAACACGUCAAACUUUACCAAGGGAUUUUAUUGUUCGCUGUUUUAUCUUCGGGAUUAAUGAGUGCGGAAGUUUCACACAGUUAUGACCAGUCCAGUGGGAAAGAUUAUCUGCAGAUCGAGAUCAACUGUUGAGUCCUGGUGAUCUGUCACUCAGACAUGCCGAGACACAACAUGGAUCUACAGAGGAGCCAGUGGGAGUCUGUCAAGAAAUCCCCUUGGAUCAUGCGAUUGGCUGUGGAACAAAGCCCCGCCUCUUCAGGGGCGGAGUCAGACACUGAGGGCAGCAGCACAGAGAGUGAACGUUCUCGGACCAGAGAACCCACUGGAGAACCCGCAAGGUUCCAAUCAUCGCCCUCGAUGGUGCAACAACGCAUUGCCGAGCUCGACCAACAGAAGGAGGAGCUCAAGAUCGAGCUGCAGCUGGAAGUUGCCCUGUUGCAGGGCGAACUGCAGACGGAGCAGGAACGUCUGCGCAGACAUACGGAGCAGCUGCGCACGUUGCAGGAGAAGGAUGGACAGAAACGGUGCCAGGGUUCGGCAUGCAGACAGAAGGAGCGACUGGAGGAGGAACGUCUGAGGAUGGAGGAGAUAAAGAGGAGGUGUGAGGAGUUGGAGAAACAGAUUCCCACACAGCCAGAAGACCUGCGAGAGCAGAUGAUGGUUCAGCUACAGCAGGACCGAGAUGCUUUGGAGGACAUGGAGUUUCACAUUCUUGAGUUAGAAAGUGGAGUAGAAGACGAGCGAGACGAAGGUGAGAAGAGUGAAUGUGAGACGGUGAUCGAUCAAGACAUCUCCAGAGUCAAGGACACGCUCAUCACAUCACAGGAACGAGUCACACAGUUGGAAAAUCAGCUGAAGGAAAUGGAGAAGGAGAGAGAUGACGAGCUGAACUCGCUGAGACAGGAGAGACGAGAGCUUCUUCACAGAUCUCAAAGAAUUUUGAAAGAGAAGAAGCCUCUCAAUGAUUGGUCCAACAACACCGGCUCCACCCCCUGCAUGAUGUCACUCUCUCCUUUAAAUAGUCACAGAGCAGCACAGGACUCAGUGAAGGACGUUUCCGGUUUACCCCGUAGACGUAGCUCACACAGAAAAGUCACAGAUAGACCUCUCUCUGCACAAGUGUUGGUGAGGAUGACUCCGGACAGACAAACCUCUGAUGCAGUCUCACCUCGUCUUCAUCACCCUGUUCACAGAUUGCACAGUAAUGGACUGAGAUCAGUUCACAACGACGCCUCGCAGACGCCCUGUAACAGCGCUAACACCUCUCGAGCUCCCAGUCCUCAGGGUCUGCUGGAUCUGGCCGAGAUGGAACGAAAAAUUAAAGAAGCCAAAGCAGAGAAAGAGCGUCUGCUGAGAGAGAGAGAAGAACGACGACGCCUGCAGGCCGAGGAACAAAGACGUAAAGAUUCAUUAAAACGCCAUACAGACGGAUCGACAGCAGAAACAAACCCUGAACCCCACCUUGACCAGACAGCAGCACAGAGGACACAGCUGGAGCAAGGCGUCCCGCUUUCUAUGACGGCAAACUUUGACUUGCGUGCUCACGUGUUGGCACUGGGUCACAAUGUCACCGGGUGCAUGGGAGUUAAUUUGUCUCCACGGAGGUGUGGCGGCUUUCUGACCAAGCGCGGAGGCCGUGUGAAAACGUGGAGGAGACGGUGGUUCAUCUUUGACCUGGACCACCAGCGCCUGGCUUAUUACACCGAACUGGAUGAGAAGAAACUGAAGGGGGUGAUUUAUUUUCAGGCCAUAGAAGAAGUUUAUUACGAUCAUCUGCGUACAGCUACAACAUCUCCACGGCCGAGUCUGACGUUCUGUGUGAAAACAUACGAGCGGCUUUUCUUUCUGGUGGCUCACAGCGCAGAAGCCAUGAGAAUCUGGAUGGACGUUAUUGUGACGGCCACAGAUGAGCACAGCAGAUACUGACUGACCCAAGUGUUUAUAUCAGUAAAGAUGCUAAAGAGAGAUGGUGAAUAUGAGUGUUAGUCAGGGAUACAGUGUUAAAUACAUGUAUGUAAUCUCAGGUGUAGGCGGGCAGUGGAUUUGUUUCUCUGCCGUUACACUAACAGAUCAACAUUAUACGCUGCUGCACUGAUGGACGCCCACGCUGGCUUGGAUUUCUUACACAUUAUUUAUUAUGGUUACAUAUAUGUAUAUUUUUCCAUUAUAUUUUGUGGGAAUUGGGGAAUUAAUAUAAUGUUGUGUUAAUGUUUUGCUAUUAAAUAUUUACAUUCCAAACAAUGUGUGAGGAUUUGUGACUUACAGUAGUGUAAUUUUGUGUUGAACUAUUUGCCAAAAGUAU
Messenger RNA from Paramisgurnus dabryanus, 2384 nucleotides. RefSeq lists its product as uncharacterized. Lineage: Eukaryota; Metazoa; Chordata; Actinopteri; Cypriniformes; Cobitidae. The record is from RefSeq and is a predicted model, not a curated record.